Messenger RNA from Capra hircus (goat), 4720 nucleotides. It is a transcript of the gene SEC22A, whose product is annotated as SEC22 homolog A, vesicle trafficking protein. The record is from RefSeq and is a predicted model, not a curated record. NCBI's taxonomy places the organism in Eukaryota, Metazoa, Chordata, Mammalia, Artiodactyla, Bovidae. The transcript is spliced from 7 exons. The coding region runs from base 222 to 1145 and encodes 307 amino acids. Gene Ontology annotation, biological process: endoplasmic reticulum to Golgi vesicle-mediated transport.
CUGUCAAUCUCCUCCGGAGCCGGCGGGUAAGUGUGUCCUUCCCCCAGAACCUGAUUGGCCUGAGCAAGGAACGGGGGCGGGGCUUGAUCCCGCUGGGUGCCAGCCACGUUGCACGCGGGGCUGCCCCGGGGAGAGGCCACUCCCCGGUCCCACAGUGCACUGCGAAGCGCGUCACUCGGAGCGGCGGGUCUCGGCUCGACAGGCCUUCUCUGCUGGUGGAGAUGUCUAUGAUUUUAUCUGCCUCAGUCGUUCGUGUCAGAGAUGGACUGCCACUUUCUGCUUCCACUGACUGUGAGCGAGGCACAGGCAUGCAGGAGUGCAGAAAGUAUUUUAAAAUGCUCUCAAGAAAACUGGCUCAGCUCCCUGAUAGAUGUGCACUGAAAACUGGACGUUAUAAUAUUAAUUUUAUUAGCUCUAUGGGAGUGAGCUACAUGAUGUUGUGCACUGAAAAUUACCCAAAUGUUCUGGCCUUCUCUUUCCUGGAUGAGCUUCAGAAGGAGUUCAUUACUACUUAUAACAUGAUGAAGACAAAUACUGCUGUCAGACCGUACUGUUUCAUUGAAUUUGAUAACUUCAUUCAGAGGACCAAGCAGCGAUAUAAUAAUCCCAGGUCUCUUUCAACAAAGAUAAAUCUGUCUGACAUGCAGAUGGAAAUCAAGCUGAGGCCCCCUUAUCAAAUUUCCAUGGGUGAGCUGGGGUCAGCCAAUGGAGUCACAUCUGCAUUUUCUGUUGACUAUAAAGGUGCUGGUAAGAUUUCUUCUGCUCACCAGAGACUGGAACCAGCAACUCUUUCAGGGAUUGUGGCAUUUAUCCUUAGUCUUUUAUGUGCUGCUCUGAAUUUAAUUCGAGGCUUUCAUGCCAUAGAAAGUCUCCUGCAGAGUGAUGGUGAGGACUUUAAUUACAUUGUUGCAUUUUUUCUUGGAACAGCAGCCUGCCUUUACCAGUGUUAUUUACUCGUCUACUAUACCAGCUGGCGGAAUGUCAAAUCUUUUUUGACUUUCGGUUUAAUCUGUCUAUGCAACAUGUAUCUCUAUGAACUGCGCAAUCUCUGGCAGCUUUUUUUUCACGUGACUGUGGGAGCAUUUGUUACACUACAGAUCUGGCUAAGGCAAGCCCAGGGCAAAGCUCCUGAUUAUGAUGUCUGACACCAUCCUUCAGACAUAUUGCCUUGCCUUAAAGAGGAAAAGGAAGGACACUACCACUGUGAUGAAGAAACUGUUCACCACAAAUGAGAAGCUCUGCUUUCUUUCUCUCCAGCUGUCCUUUUUAAGUCAGCAUGGCAUGCCUGUGAGCAUGCAAUACCUGGUAGGCAAAUUCCUCUCAGCAGAAUGUUGGCCAUGAUUAUCAUUCAGAAGAAGUUGAAGAGCCCUCUCUACAGGGCAAUGGCAUUGGAAGAACAGUCAGAUGCCAUUGGAAGACUUGGCCAACAGCUCUGAAUCAUGGCUGGAGAAUUCAGUCAAGAAGUGUGUGUGGUACUUGCCCUGAGAACCAAGCAGGAACUCUACAACCCCAGUUUGCCUUUGUGAGGCAUUAGUACAGACCAAAUAAAAGAUGCUGCAGUGAAUUGGAAAGUUUAUGUGUAAAACAAAUGACUCACUAAAUAUUAGAUCAUUUGCACAUUUAUUGUACCAUGAGUCUAUGAAGUCCAGAUUGGUAUGGAAUGGUUUCUUUUUCCUUUUAUAUUUUUGCUUGAAUCUUAACUCUGGAAAUCACCUCAUGUAGGAGAAGGCUGUGGUGAGCUCAUCCCUAGAGCAUCAUAAGUAUUGAAAACACAGUGACACAUGUUUCUUUCCUUCUUUUGAAAUCACCUUCUUUUGAAAUCACUUUUUAAAAAUAUGUCAUUAGGCUAUAGCCAUUAUUUGCCAAACUUCAAUCACUUAAGUAUUACUAUUACAUAUGCUAUUAUUUACUUAAUAUUUAUCUUUUAAAUUUUAAAACAUUUUAAAAAGAAACUAACCUCUACUCCAAGUGAAAAACCAGCAUCAGUUUGCCAUUAAAAAAGAGAACUGCAAAAUAAAUUAAAAAUAAAACAGGAUGUUGUGAGAUUCUAACUGGAUGCUAAUGACUGCCAAGGCUCUGAAUCCAAGAAGCCUACUCUUUAUUGCAGUGAGAGAUGUUAGCUAGCCCCAAAAUGGGCUCUCUCUGUGGAAUUAUCAGAAGUUUAAAAGAAAAUUAUAAAGGGAAUGACAUUCACACUGUGACUCAACAUUAUUUAACUCUGUGUUGUGUAUCACCUAAAGUCAUCUCACAAGCCACCAAGUGAUAUGGGUCCUGCCCUGUGGAAACACUGAGUUGUUCUAAGAGUCAGAAGGUAACUCCUCUCUCAGCACUUAUUAUCCCUCAUAUUAUUUCAUGACUUCGAGGAGUUAAGCACCUACUAUCUAAGUGGUGCUUUUUGAUAACUUGUAAAGAUUGUUUAAGCAGUUGUGAGAGGAAGCAUAUUUUGGUUCUGGUUUUGAGGGCUUCCUGGUGGCUCAGAUGAUAAAGAAUCUGCCUGCAGUGUAGCAGACCUGGUUUGAUCUCUGGGUCUGGAAGAUCCCCUGGAGAAGGGAAUGGCUACCCACUCCAGUAUUUCUUGCCUGGAGAAUUCCAUGGACAGAGGAGCCUGGUGGGUUAUAGUCCAUGGGGUUGCAAAGAGUCAGACAAGGACUGAGAGACUAACACUUUCACUUUCUGGUUUUGAAAUCAUCUUCAUGAGUGAUUUUCUUGAAGAAAGAUUCUAAUUAAGGAAUUCAUAAGGUUUGAAAUUUGAUAUCCAGAAAAACAGUGGACUCAUUACAUAUAAUUCAUGUUACUGGGUAUAUUAAUUAAACAGAAAAAAUUGUCCAGAGGGGUAAAGUCACCAAACUGCAUUGUUUCCAGAACCAGUAUAUAUAGGUAUGCUUACAAUGAGAAAUCCUGCUUAACUACAACCUUUUUGCUACACUCUCCUUUUUAGGAGAAUGAGGCAAAAGAAGACAGUGAAAGCUUAUGAUUUGGGGGAUUUAUUUAAUACAAGAAACUCCAGUUCCCUCCAAUAUUCUGCCCCUAAAAAAACUGCAAAGAAAUUGUGAGUAUUCUGAGAGAUUAUCCCAAGGUACCACAUGAUCCUAAAUCAUCAAAAUAAAAUUGAUUUAUGUUUGGUGUUUUGUAGUUACUGAACCAGAAAGUUAACUUGGUUCACUUUACUUUAGAAAGUAAAACUUGAGAAAGUUUUUUAUAAACUAAUGGUUAAAGCAAGAAGAGUUUUCUUGUAAAUAGUUGAUUAACCAGGAAAUUGGCGUAUUCUGGUUCAUCGAGAUUUUGCUGUAUAUUGAUACUUUAUAGCUCUCUUACCAGUUUGGUUCUUUUUAUUAUUGAGUCAUAAUGUCUGGUGUUAAGCAAGGACACUUGAAAACUCACCAGCUAUCUUUAAAUCCUUCAUUUGUUUUUUGUUUAGUUUUUUCGCCAGCUAUGUUGGAUAAGGGGAUGUUUAUAUUUUAAUGUAAAAAAUGAAAACAGGUAUAAAUAAUGUUUUAUGUAUAGAAAUGUUUUCUUUCAUUAUUUGUUUCCUGCAUCUUUGUGUGUUUAUACAGCUUUCCUGCCUCUUCAUGUUGUUGCCAAAGAAAGUAUGACUUUAGAAAGAUAAAUUUUUGCCAUGAAUGUAAAGAAGUUUUUAAGCUCUUGAGAAAGAAUCACUCAGGCCUCUAAUGUGUAUGAUGGUGAUACAUUGCAUUUAUAUUGCAAUUUUACUUCUAAGAGCACCUACCUAAUCAUAAUGGGUCUUCUACUGUCGAGGAGGUACCAUUUUCCCAAUAGGAAAGAGGACACUAUGAUAACCAGGUGUUAAUGACUUAUCUAGGGUCAAAAGCAAAGCACACACAAUUUCUAAUCUCUUAGCCCAGGGUUGGGCUAAUGAAGGUAGCUAAGAUUAUAUUAAUGAAGAUAACUAAGAUUAUAUUCAGGAAAUAUGUCUAUUCUUGGUAAAAUUGAAGUCCUGGGGACUUCUUAAAAUAAUGAGCUUUAGCCCGCUAUUGUAUCUAGGUGUAUAUUAUCUUACUUAAGGUAAUUCUGAAAUGUUGCUUUUGAUUAUGAUGUUCUAUGAGGGCAAAGAUACUCCCUUUUAUAUCCUAAAAGUAUUUGCAAUAUUUGCUUGCUUUUGUCGGGUGUGUAUUUGAAGUAUACCUGGCCUCCUUGCCAAAAGAAUUUGGGAAGCAUAUCCAAAAAAGACAUACACAAUAAAUAAAAUAUGAACAUUAAGGGAAGAAAAGCAAAACCAAUGAGACUAGAAAGAAGGGUGAACACAUUGCUGUUACUGAGUAUAAAAUUUGAUUCUUGAAUUUCUUGAAAGUCAAGCCUAGAAGAAGGAAAACAAGUUUUGUCUUGAUUUAUAUCUGUAAGUCAGAGCGUGUUUCUCAGAAAAGAUGUCUUCCUGAUGAAUUCAGGUAAAAAUGUUUUCACUUGGCAGUCUUGUGAAAUGCUAAAAGGAACAAAAUCCUCAGUUGUUUUACACACAUUUCCAUGUUACAAUUGUGCCUUGGAUCCUCAACUUUGUACCAGCUUUCAAAGGCUUUCAUUUCAGGGCUUUUUUUUUUAUGUGUUUAAUAGAGGAUUUUGUUCCAAUAAGAAUUCUGCUCCUAAGCUAAAAGCAAGUAUCCGUGUUAAAGCUUGAAAAUCCAUUUAAGACAAAUGCCUUGACACUUGGAAAACCUUUACCCAAUUUUGUAAUUUUAUAACUUAUAUAAAGUGAAUCUGCUACCUC